AGCCGGCCCCGUCCAUCAGCGCGCUAUAAAGAGGGGUCGCCGCGCCCUCGGGUCCCACAGCCCCUCUGCCCGGGACCAGCACCGCCGACCCCCGAGACGAGAUGUGCGACGACGAAGAGACAACGGCGCUGGUGUGCGACAAUGGCUCCGGGCUGGUGAAGGCGGGCUUCGCGGGGGACGAUGCGCCGCGGGCCGUCUUUCCCUCCAUCGUCGGCCGACCCCGACACCAGGGCGUCAUGGUGGGCAUGGGCCAGAAAGACUCGUACGUGGGCGACGAGGCGCAGAGCAAGCGGGGCAUCCUGACGCUGAAGUACCCCAUCGAGCACGGCAUCAUCACCAACUGGGACGACAUGGAGAAGAUCUGGCACCACACCUUCUACAACGAGCUGCGCGUGGCCCCCGAGGAGCACCCCACCCUGCUCACCGAGGCCCCGCUCAACCCCAAAGCCAACCGCGAGAAGAUGACCCAGAUCAUGUUCGAGACCUUCAACGUCCCCGCCAUGUACGUGGCCAUCCAGGCCGUGCUGUCCCUCUACGCCUCCGGCCGCACCACCGGCAUCGUCCUUGACUCCGGGGACGGCGUGACCCACAACGUGCCCAUCUACGAGGGCUACGCGCUGCCCCACGCCAUCAUGCGGCUGGACCUGGCCGGCCGCGACCUGACCGACUACCUCAUGAAGAUCCUCACCGAGCGCGGCUACUCCUUCGUCACCACCGCCGAGCGGGAGAUCGUGCGGGACAUCAAGGAGAAGCUGUGCUACGUGGCCCUGGACUUCGAGAACGAGAUGGCCACCGCGGCCUCCUCCUCCUCCCUGGAGAAGAGCUACGAGCUGCCCGACGGCCAGGUCAUCACCAUCGGCAACGAGCGCUUCCGCUGCCCCGAGACCCUGUUCCAGCCGUCUUUCAUCGGGAUGGAGUCGGCCGGCAUCCACGAGACCACGUACAACAGCAUCAUGAAGUGCGACAUCGACAUCCGCAAGGACCUGUACGCCAACAACGUGCUGUCCGGGGGCACCACCAUGUACCCCGGCAUCGCCGACCGCAUGCAGAAGGAGAUCACGGCGCUGGCUCCCAGCACCAUGAAGAUCAAGAUCAUCGCGCCCCCGGAGCGCAAGUACUCGGUGUGGAUCGGCGGCUCCAUCCUGGCCUCGCUGUCCACCUUCCAGCAGAUGUGGAUCAGCAAGCAGGAGUACGACGAGGCGGGACCCUCCAUCGUCCACCGCAAGUGCUUCUAACCUGGCCCCGGCCCCCCCCCCCCCGGCAAGCCUCUCAGUCCUUGUACAGUUUGUUUACUCCCACGGGCCGUUUCUCGUGCUUUGGAUAUUUAUUGCUUUCUAAAUAAACAAGACCCAGGGCGGACUGGGGGCUGCCAACUU
Messenger RNA from Ornithorhynchus anatinus (platypus), 1376 nucleotides. It is a transcript of the gene ACTC1, whose product is annotated as actin alpha cardiac muscle 1. Gene Ontology annotation, molecular function: myosin binding. The transcript has 7 exons. The coding region runs from base 102 to 1235 and encodes 377 amino acids. The record is from RefSeq and is a predicted model, not a curated record. NCBI's taxonomy places the organism in Eukaryota, Metazoa, Chordata, Mammalia, Monotremata, Ornithorhynchidae. Gene Ontology annotation, cellular component: sarcomere; actin filament. Gene Ontology annotation, biological process: actin filament organization; heart contraction; actin-myosin filament sliding.